CCAUACACGUAACGUACCUGGCCACCACGAUCUCUCGAUCUCUCAGCACAGUCGAACAAACGGUGGCAUUCAACAUGAUGCGAGGCACGGUGUUGGCUUUGGGCCUGUUGCUCGUCCAAUUUGCUGCCACAGGUUUGGCCGUUAAAUGCUAUGAAUGCGAUUCCGAAAACGAUUUGAAUUGCGGCAGUGAAUUUCAAGCUGAAGAUAUUGCCAAAACCGAUUGCGAUGCCGUUGAAUUGCCUCAGGAAAUACGCGAAAUCUAUAUACAAAAGCCGGACACCGCUUGUCUGAUCAAAUACUAUCGGGAUCUGCCCGAUAAUCCGCUUUUCGUGCGUCGUUCCUGCACAUUUGGAGAUUUCUCCGUCUGUGACGAACAACCGGAUCCAGUGAUGCCGCAUCUGAGUUUUCUGGGCUGUCAAUUCUGCCACACAGAUCUGUGCAACAAUGCCGCAAUUAUAAAGCGAUCCAUUGUCAGCGUAAUGCUGUUGUUGCUACUCGGCAAUUUACUCAAUUAACGAUACAAUUUGAUGAAUACUUAAUAGUUUUUUUUUUCAACAUUUUUCAGUUUAUUUGAUUUAGUUGUUUUUUGUUUUUAUACAUCCACUAAAAUGAUUUAACAUACAUAUAUUAUUAUAUAUAUUUAUAAUAUAGAAUUGGGGCAUAUUCAAUUAUAUUCUUCUUGUUUCUGUAUGUGUGUGUGUGAGUGUAUGUGUCAUUAAAUAAAAUACAAAUAAUAAUAAUAAUCAUAAAAGUAAACAACACGUUCUUUAAUUCAAAUAGCAAACAUCGCAUCGCAUCGCAUAGUUCAUAAAUAUGUAUGUACGUAUGUAUAUAGUAUAUUUAUUUUUUGUAUAUAUCAGUAUUAAUAAUAGUAUUUAUAUAUAUUGUUGUUAUCAUCAAUGAUGCAUCACUAGAUGUACCAUAUAAUGGUUG
Messenger RNA from Drosophila albomicans, 933 nucleotides. RefSeq lists its product as uncharacterized. The coding region runs from base 75 to 515 and encodes 146 amino acids. Lineage: Eukaryota; Metazoa; Arthropoda; Insecta; Diptera; Drosophilidae. Gene Ontology annotation, biological process: positive regulation of voltage-gated potassium channel activity; sleep; regulation of synaptic transmission, cholinergic. The transcript has 3 exons. The record is from RefSeq and is a predicted model, not a curated record.